AUGUCAUCGUCAUCAUCUUCACUUGGUGUUCCACACGAAAACCCAAUUCGUCAUCGUUCUUCAUCUGUUGGUAGAAUAGACGUUGGUGACACAUCUGCAUCUUUAUCAACCAUGCCAACCACGAGGUCUCUGAGAAGAAGAUCUAUUGCCAGAUUGAAAGAAUUACAAGACAAUUCAACUACAGAUUCAGCAAUUGUUCAUAAAUUAUAUGUUGGGUUUAGAGAAUUAACUUAUAGACACACUUGGAUUAUUCCUUUGAUUGUUUUACUCAUGGCUUUUGGUACAUAUUAUCUUUCAUCACCUUCAGGAAAAGUUCAUCAAGUAUUAGAAGAUAUGAUUAUUCCAUCUUAUCAUAUCCCUGGUACUGAUCAAUAUGGUAAAGGAGGUAACGAUUUCAAAUUUGUUGGAUUUUAUGCUAUUUUUUUCACUUUUUUGAGAGAAUUCAUGAUGUGUUGUGUUUUACGUCCAAUUAGUGUUUGGUUUGGUAUUAAAAAAGAAGCCAAACAGAAGAGAUUUUUAGAACAAACUUAUGCCAUGUUUUAUUAUGGUAUUACUGGUCCAUUUGGUUUAUGGAUUAUGAGAAGAUUACCAUUAUGGUAUUUUAAUACCACUCAAUUUUAUAUAAAUUAUCCACACAAGACUCAUGAUAUUUAUUUCAAAAUUUAUUAUCUUGGUCAAGCAGCAUUUUGGGUCCAACAAUCAGUAGUUUUAAUUUUACAAUUGGAAAAACCAAGAAAAGAUUUCAAAGAAUUAGUCUUGCAUCAUAUUAUCACUAUAGCGUUGAUUUGGUGUUCUUAUAGAUUCCAUUUCACUUGGAUGGGAUUGGCUGUUUAUAUUACUAUGGAUAUAUCUGAUUUCUUUUUGGCAUUAUCGAAAACUUUGAAUUAUUUGGAAUCUCCCAUUACCGGUCCAUUUUUCGUUAUAUUUAUUGGCGUUUGGAUUUAUUUGAGACAUUAUAUCAAUUUACAAAUAUUAUGGUCGGUUUUAACUGAAUUCAGAACCGUUGGUGAUUUCGAAUUGAAUUGGAUCACUCAACAAUAUAAAUGUUGGAUCUCACAGCCAAUCACUUUUUUCUUGAUUUUUGCCUUACAAUUAGUCAACUUUUAUUGGUUAGUAUUGAUUUUCAGAAUUUUAUACAGAUAUGUUUUCACUGGGGUUAGUAAAGAUGAAAGAAGUGAUGAUGAAGAUGAAGAUGAAGAUAGUGAAGAUUCUGCUGAUGAAAAGAAAAAGGAACAAUAG
This is a messenger RNA of Candida albicans SC5314, 1239 nucleotides long. RefSeq names its product sphingosine N-acyltransferase (gene LAG1). Gene Ontology annotation, biological process: ceramide biosynthetic process. NCBI's taxonomy places the organism in Eukaryota, Fungi, Ascomycota, Pichiomycetes, Serinales, Debaryomycetaceae. The transcript has a single exon. Gene Ontology annotation, molecular function: sphingosine N-acyltransferase activity. Gene Ontology annotation, cellular component: membrane. The coding region runs from base 1 to 1239 and encodes 412 amino acids. The record is from RefSeq and is a predicted model, not a curated record.